GUCUUGAGGGACAUCAGGCAUGUCCACUUCUGAUCUGGGCUUCGGGUCCUUGAAGGGACUGAGGGCUCAUUAGCUCCGAGGAUGGGAGGCAGGACCCCGUGUCUGCUUCCGGCUCUGUUCCUUCUCGUCAUCCCAGGCUCAUCUGCCGUCUCGGGUCCCAGAGCAGUGAGAGGUGUGGAGCAGGAAUCACUGACCGUGCGGUGUCGAUACGACCCGGGAUAUGAGUCCUACGUGAAGUGGUGGUGCCGGGGGGCCAACUGGGACAGCUGUCAGCUUGCCGUUAAAACCACUGGAUCAGAGAAGGAGGUGAAGAAGGGCCGCGUGUCCAUCAAGGACAACUGGAAAGACCGCUCAUUCAACGUGACCAUGGAGAAGCUCAGGCUAGGCGAUUCAGACACUUACUGGUGUGGGAUUGAGAGAGUCGGACCUGACCUGGGGAACCGAGUACAAGUGACCAUUGACCCAGAGUCGAUCUCCACGUCUGCCACCCUCAAUGCCAACAUGUUCACGGCACCUGUUGCCCCAGAAGGGCACCCGCCCCUGCUGGGCAGCGUCCACUUCCUGCUCCUGGUCUUCCUGAAGGUGCCCCUGCUCCUGGGCCUGCUGGGUGCCGUCCUCUGGGUCAACAGGCCUCUGAGGAGCUCUGGGGGGAAGCCCCAGGAAAACCAGCAGCCCCCAUGCUCUUCAACGUUGUCCAGAGAGAAAGACCCUCAAAGAGAAGAAAAAGGCAUUUUUUCAGGCAAUGUCGGUGGUCAGCAGUGACUGUGGUUCUCCAGGCAGCGUGGCUCCCCCGCCUCAAGAAUCGGUCCCCUAGCCCCUGGAAACCUGCUGCUGUGAUGCUCGGGCCUGGAUCCAGUUUCGCCCUUCCCUGCACAGCCUCUGACCUUCUUCGUCCUGAGGCCUCCAACACAGGAGAAACUAUAGGAAGGAAUGGAAGAGCAGAUGCCUUUUUUCUGGGCCCUGUUUCUUGGAGGACACACAUGAUCUCAAGUCUGUGCCACACACAAUGUAAUACACUUGUCUUUGCAUUGUAUGCGGGGCAGGGCUUCAGCCAAUUGGGCCUUUGAGAUUCUCUGUGUGUGUGCUGGAUUGUGUCUGACUCUUUGUGACCCCAUGGACUCUAGCCCACAAGGCUCCUCUGUCCAUGGGAUUCUCCAGACAAGAAUACUGCAGGGGGUUGCCAUUUCCUCCUCCAGGGGAUCUUCCCGACCCAGUUGUUGAUCCUGUGUCUCCUGCAUCUCCUGUAUUUGCAGGUGGACCACUGAGCCACCUGGGAAAUUCUAGACCCCAGGAAAGUAGAAAAAUUUGCAAAAUGAUGAUAAUAUGCCAACUGCAUGUGAAGAUAUGAAGCUGUAAGUGGACAGAGGGACUUUGCUGGUGGUUCAGUGGGUGAGAAUCCACCUUGCAAUGCAGGGGCUGUGGGUUUGAUCCCUGGUUGGGGAACCAAGACCGUGCAGUGCAAUGAAAGAUUCUGCAUGACUCAAGGAAGAUCCCGGGGGCGAUGCAGCCAGAUAAAGAAAGUAUUUUCUUAAAAAGUGGCAGAA
Messenger RNA from Dama dama (fallow deer), 1544 nucleotides. RefSeq names its product CMRF35-like molecule 5. Gene Ontology annotation, cellular component: plasma membrane. The record is from RefSeq and is a predicted model, not a curated record. NCBI's taxonomy places the organism in Eukaryota, Metazoa, Chordata, Mammalia, Artiodactyla, Cervidae. The coding region runs from base 82 to 762 and encodes 226 amino acids. Gene Ontology annotation, molecular function: transmembrane signaling receptor activity. The transcript is spliced from 4 exons.